Molecule: messenger RNA, 3990 nt
Organism: Colletotrichum navitas
Lineage: Eukaryota; Fungi; Ascomycota; Sordariomycetes; Glomerellales; Glomerellaceae
Exons: 4
Coding region: 1-3990 (1329 amino acids)
Source: RefSeq, a predicted model, not a curated record
AUGCAAGAAAGGCUGAGAAACCAGGAUGGCCAAGAUCCCGGGGUUCCAGACAAGGACGUCGUGGCCGAUAACCCUGAAACGGAACCUACGGAACCCAUUGCGGACGACACACCGGAUCCGGAUCCUAUUGAAACUGCCGAAGAAGAUUCUCCUAUCAAUCUGUCCGCGACGGAUACUCAAGAGAGCCAAGACACUGCGAUUGCAGUGGAGCCAAAUACUGUGGUUUCAGAAGAAACUGCCAUCGAAGACCCUGUUCCUUCCGAGGAGCCUGUUGUCGAAGAACCUGCCGGUUAUGAUGAGCCUUCUGUUGAAGAGCCUGCUGUCGAAGAGCUCCCCGCCGCCGAAGAGCCUACUGCGGCUGAAGAGCCUGCUUCAGUUGACGAAACUUCUGUUGUUGAAGCAUCUGUCGUUUCAGAAGAGCCUUCUGUUCAAGAGCCUGCUACUACAGAAGAGCCUCCUGCAGCUGAAGAACCUGCUACCCCUGAAGAACCUGCCGCUUCCGAUGAACCUACUACAGUCGAAGAACCUCUAGUUGAAGAGUCUGUUGCUGUUGAAGAACCUCCUGUGGUUGAAGAGCCUCCCGCGGUCGAAGAGCCUACAGUCGAAGAGCCUGUUACUGUUGACGAACCUCCUGCGGCUGAAGAGACUCCUGCUGUCGAAGAGCCUCCAGCUGUCGAAGAGCCUCCAGCCGUCGAAGAGUCUCCUGCUGUUGAAGAAGAAGCUGUGGUCGAAGAGCCUCCUGCCGUCGAAGAGUCUCCUGCUGUCGAAGAGCCUCCUGCUGUCGAAGAGCCUCCUGCUGUCGAAGAGCCUCCUGCCGUUGAAGAAGAAGCUGUGGUCGAAGAGCCUCCUGCCGUCGAAGAGCCUCCUGCUGUCGAAGAGCCUCCUGCUGUUGAAGAAGAAGCUCUGGAAGAGACUCCUGCCGUCGAAGAGUCUCCUGCUGUCGAAGAGCCUCCUGCUGUCAAAGAGCCUCCUGCCGUUGAAGAAGAAGCUGUGGUCGAAGAGCCUCCUGCCGUCGAAGAGCCUCCUGCCGUCGAAGAGCCUCCAGCUGUCGAAGAGCCUACUGCCGUUGAAGCAGAAGCUGUCGAAGAGACUCCUGCCGUCGAAGAGCCUACUGCCGUUGAAGCAGAAGCUGUCGAAGAGACUCCUGCCGUUGAAGAAGAAGCUGUGGUCGAAGAGCCUGCUAUCGAAGAAGUUGAGGCUUCACUUCAAGACACCACAGAGGCCUCUACAGAGGAAAUGCCUGUUGAAGAACAAUCCGAUGGCAUAGUAACUGAGCAGCCAGCUCCUGAGGACAUCAUCCCAGAGACUGAAGCUAGCGGUUCAGCGUCUGAAGAGCCCACAGCAGAGUCUUCGGUGGAGGAAAAUUCUGCAACAGACGCGGCGAUAGAGAAAGAAACUGAGGACCCUGCCGAAGCAGAAGCACUGACUGCGGAACCCACGACGGAAGAGCCAUUUGCAGAAGAAGCUGUCCCUGAUAGCGUCCCUGCAACUGUACCUACCCCCGAGUCAAUCUCUGAGGGCUUGGUGCUGGACGAGGCUACCCCUGCAGAAGCCGCCACCCCUGAGGAAGCUAUUCCUGCCGAAGAACCUGCAGCCACAGCAGCUUCCGACGUAUCCGCCGAAGAUGCUACUUGUCAGGAACCGACCACCGCUGACGAUGUCACUGAAACUGCUCCAACUGAGCCGGCUGAACCGGCAGCGACAGAAACCGGAGUAGAGGCGACUGAGAAAACGGAGAAGGCUUUGGAUACCGCACCUGAGGCCGUGGAGGAGGAGGCCGCACCCGCAGAGACCGCUCCAGAAGAUAUCACACCCGAGGUCCCUGCUACAGUCGAUGCUACUGUCGAAGAGCCAGCAUCAAAUGCGGCUGCUUUAGAAGAAACGACAGUAGCCGAACCAACCGCUGCAGACUUCGCUCCUGAAUCUGCGACAAACAACGCUUCCACAGAGGUUGUAUCGGCGGAGACAGCUUCCAAGGAGGUCAACCCUGAAGAGCCUUCGGCAUCUGAUGAGCACUCCCCUCAAGAUAUUGCGGAGUCAGAAGUGGCAGGUGAGGAAAUUGCAAAGGAAGACGACCUUGAAGAAUCUUCCCCAGCAGACAUUGGAGGUGGCCAUCCAGCAGAGGGCGAGUCGCAACCAGAUGAUCAAGUGCAAACUGCUCCCGAAGUAUCCACCAUUGACACCUCCGUUGAACCCGAACCCUCUGAAGAACCGGCAUUACCACCACCAACCAGGAUCGAUGAAGCAGAGAAAGCCACGGAAGAAACUUCAACAGCUCCGGAAGGGGAGGACGCUACACCUCAGGAACCUCACGCAACAUCUGAAGAAACGGCCCUGCCUGUCGAGAAUGAGGAUACACACAGCAACGACGAGCUCAUCGCGGGAGCUGUCACCGCUGCUGGUGUUGGUGUUGCAGGAUAUCUGGCUGCCGCCAAUAUUAGGAAAGACUCGGGCGAUGACAACACCGCAAGGGAGGUUCCCGGAUCUGACACAGUAGACGCCAUCUCACGUCGAAGUUCGGUGGACAAGUUGACCCAAACUCUCGCAAACCCCCAACCUUCGAGGCAAAUUGUUAUUGCCGACCAAAAAGACGCCGAUGUGGACUCCAACUUCAACCUCGUGCACCGGGAAGGUUAUUCAGACUCUGGGACGCAAACAGAUACUUCGGUUUUGAGUCUUCGUCCCUCGACACCAGCCGUGGUUCUACCUGAACUUCCCUUGUCACCAGCGGCCAAAGAAAGAUCAAAGGCUCUCAGAAGACAGCGGAAGGUCUCCAUCAAGAAGGCCGAAGAGCUUGUGGCAGCUGCCGUGAUUAUCUAUGCUACGGCGGAGGCCCUCCGCCCACCCAUGCGUCCUUUGUCCCGGAGCACUCAAAUUACCAAGGCCACGAGCAACUGGGAGCCACAGAUGAAGAUCAAACCGAAAAGGGCCUUUUUAUCGAGGGUUCUCCCCGGGCUUCUUUCCAGACGCAGGAAAAAGAAGGAUGCAGAGGCUCAGAGCGAGCGGUCUCUCCGAUCUGGCGACUCCGCCCCUCGCACUCCACCGGAACCUCUAAAGAGACAGGACAGCGGUUUCUCGGAAAGCCCACAGACCGUCAUUCACCGAAGACUCCGGAGCGAGCGCAGUGAGCACAGUGAGCGUAGCGGGAGGACGGAAAGAAGCGAGCGCAGCAGUCGCUCCGAACGAACUCCCGAAGAACAAGCCGCCCAUGAUCGCCGCAAGGAAGAACGCAGACUUGCGCGUGAAAAGGAGAAAGAGCGUGAACGCGAGGCUGAGCGUGAGCGAGACCGCGAACGCGAACGCGACAGGCGCCGCGAGAGAGAACGCGAGCGCGAGCGCCGGCGUGAGAUGGAACGCGAAGCCGAAGAAAAAGAGCGGUCAUAUCGCAAGGGCAAGGAGCCAGAGGUCAUCGCCAAGCCUGAGGAGAUGGCGGAACGCAGCCACCGCCGCUCUCGCCGCCACAGCACCGCAGAACACCACCGUCCGGAGCGUACCCUCAGCAAGAGAAAUCCCACGGACCCCUCACCAGGAAAGACAAAGAACUUUUUCAGCCUCCAUGACGAAGGUGCGAUUGAAUCGAAACCCCCUCCCCAGGAUCCCCCUCCCCCAGAAAUCAAGGGCGACAUGCCAACGGAUGACAAUGCAGGACAAGAAGGGGCAACUAGUUCACGAGGUAUCCCGAAGCGGUCCAACACGACGCGCGAGAGGCACAGCCACAGCCACAGCCAUACCCGUCGGUCUGAAGACGUUGGAAGACCCAGCAAGCUGCAGAAGGCACGUGAGCAAGUUGCCGAAGAAGCAUCGCGUAAGGCGGCCGAAAAACCCAGGUCACAUCAUUCGGAUGAUACUCGGCGGCGCGCCCGCGAAGAAGAGCGACGAAGGACGAGAGACGUUGAGAAGGAAAGAGAGAGGGGCAGAGAAAAGGAGAAGGAGAAGGAGAAGGAGAAGACAAGCGGGAUCAAGGGCAUGUUCAAGCGGUUGUUCAACUAA